Molecule: messenger RNA, 1587 nt
Organism: Chenopodium quinoa (quinoa)
Lineage: Eukaryota; Viridiplantae; Streptophyta; Magnoliopsida; Caryophyllales; Amaranthaceae
Product: binding partner of ACD11 1-like
Exons: 5
Coding region: 182-916 (244 amino acids)
Molecular function (GO): RNA binding
Source: RefSeq, a predicted model, not a curated record
AACAAGCAUUUUCUUACCCAAAGUGGACCGUAUACGGAUUUGACGGUUUUCACAAAUUUCGCAACUUUUUCAAGAGACUUCUCUUCUUCCUACUGCUCAGUUCUCUGUGCAACUUCGCAUCUACUGUCAGGAAGCUCUACUAAGACUAAGGCAUCUGAUAUUACUUUACUGAGAACAACCAAUGUAUCCUGGUGGGUAUACUAUUGAGGUAACUACCCUGUCUCCCAGAGCAACAGAAAAAGAUGUUCGUGACUUCUUCUCACAUUGUGGUGUUAUUGAACAUCUUGAAAUCAUCAGGUCUGGUGAAUAUGGAAGUACUGCUUAUGUGACAUUCAAAGAUUCUUAUGCUCUGGAAACUGCUGCCUUACUCAGUGGAGCCACAAUUGUUGAUCAACGUGUGUGCAUCACUCGUUGGGGAUCUUAUGUAGAUGAAUAUGAUCCUUUUAGUGAUGCUUCAUGGAGAAGAGCAGAUACUUCCACUGACUCGGUAUCUCAGAGCAACGCAUUUGUUUCUACCCCAGGAGAAGCUGUGACAGUAGCCCAAGAAGUUGUCACGACCAUGAUUGCUAAGGGAUACGAUUUAGGAAAGGAUGCAUUGAGUAGGGCGAAAGCUUUUGAUGAGUCUCAUCAUGUUACAGCCACUGCAGCUGCAAAAGUAGCUGAGCUGAGCAAUAAAAUUGGGCUUACACCAAAACUUUAUGCAGGUAUGGAAGUUGUCAAGUCUGUGGAUCAGAGGUACAAUGUUUCUGAGACAACAAAAUCCGCUGCCUUGUACACUGGAAGAACAGCGGCUUCAGCUGCCACUGCUGUUGUUAACAGCAGCUAUUUCUCUAAAGGAGCUCUUUGGGUUUCUGAUGCUCUCAGCCGAGCAGCUAAAGCAGCAGCUGAUUUGGGUAGUAACGCUGGUAGUAGAUAAACGUAUGUCCUGUAUGUAAAAAUGUAUAGGCGUAUAGCAUUCCCAUAUUGGAUUUGAGGGAGUGCUAGUUAGUCAUCAAGAUUUGUGAAUUGUGCAAAUGACACCUCCAUAUAUCCCCAAUCACCCCCUCUUCCUUUGUACUCAUCAACGAAAACCCUCCUAUUAAAUGAAGGAAGUUAUACGAGAUGGCACCAUGGUACAAUAUUUUUUUACCAAUCUACGGUUUUGAUUAUUGUUGGCUGAGCUGCGAGAGCAUGUUGGAAUACAGUCCAAUUUGUUAGUAAAUAUUGCCAUCAAAAUUGGACAAUUAACGACACUUCAGAAUGUGUAUAAUUACUUACUGUGCUACAGAACAUUUCUGUAUUAUAAUAGAGAUUAAGAGGUAGCAUUCCUGCACAGUCAUCAUCCCAAUGGAAAAUAGGCUAAUGGUCAAUUAAUUGGCUACCCAUGGCGAGCAUGACCAGAUGCCCCUGAACUCAAUCCUUUGAUGCACACUCAUGGCUAUGGCGCUGGUGUUGCGUUACUAGAGUGUAGAGUCUAAGUAUCUAACUCAAGCUCAAGCUGUCCAUCGACCACGAGUUGUUAGUAAUAGAUUUAUUACUUCACUUGAGCUAUAGAAAAUAAUUUUAGUUCCUAGGUAUUGAAUAAUUACAUGGGUUAUUUGAUGUGCA